This is a messenger RNA of Epinephelus fuscoguttatus (brown-marbled grouper), 3203 nucleotides long. Its product is annotated as obg-like ATPase 1. The record is from RefSeq and is a predicted model, not a curated record. The transcript has 11 exons. Gene Ontology annotation, cellular component: cytoplasm. Gene Ontology annotation, molecular function: ATP binding; ATP hydrolysis activity; GTP binding. The coding region runs from base 125 to 1315 and encodes 396 amino acids. NCBI's taxonomy places the organism in Eukaryota, Metazoa, Chordata, Actinopteri, Perciformes, Serranidae.
CAGACGCCUCGCGUGAAAACACUUCCGGUUUGCUCUCCAACUUGCCUUUCCACCGGAGCGGCUGGUGUGAGCAGAAACCAGGAGUGAACACCACGUAGACCAUAGGCUAAAAGAGGAUAUAAAGAUGCCCCCCAAAAAGCAAGAAGCCCCCAAACCACCUCCAUUAAUCGGACGUUUUGGGACCUCUCUGAAAAUUGGAAUCGUGGGAUUACCUAAUGUCGGGAAAUCCACCUUUUUCAAUGUGCUGACCAAAAGCCAAGCCUCUGCAGAGAACUUCCCAUUCUGCACCAUCGAUCCAAAUGAGAGCAGGGUACCAGUUCCCGAUGAGCGUUUUGAGUUUCUCUGCCAAUACCACAAACCAGCCAGUAAGGUUCCAGCUUUCCUAAACGUUGUGGACAUUGCUGGUUUGGUGAAGGGAGCUCACUCAGGACAGGGACUUGGAAAUGCCUUUCUCUCCCACAUCAGUGCCUGUGACGGCAUCUUCCACAUGACCCGUGCGUUCGAUGACGAGGAUAUCAUCCACGUGGAGGGUAACGUUGACCCUGUGAGGGACAUUGAGAUCAUCCACGAGGAGCUGCGACUAAAGGACGAGGAAAUGAUCACUCCUAUCCUUGACAAGCUGGAGAAAACGGCCGUCAGAGGAGGUGACAAGAAACUCAAACCUGAAUAUGACAUCAUGUUGAAGAUAAAGCAGUGGAUAGUGGAGGAGAAGAAACACAUCCGAUUUUACCACGACUGGAACGACAAGGAGAUCGAAGUAUUGAACAAAUACCUGUUCCUGACAUCGAAGCCCAUGAUCUAUCUGGUUAAUCUCUCAGAGAAGGAUUACAUCAGGAAAAAGAACAAGUGGUUGGUAAAAAUCAAGGAGUGGGUAGAUGCUCAUGACCCCGGUGCUCUGGUCAUCCCUGUGAGUGGAUGUAUCGAGUCUAAGCUGCAGGACAUGGAGGAGGAGGAGAGGAAAAAGUACAGCGAGGAAAUGAAGACACAGAGUUGUCUGACCAAAAUAAUCAAGACCGGCUACGCAGCACUACAGCUGGAAUACUUCUUCACAGCGGGACCAGAUGAAGUGCGAGCAUGGACCAUCAGGAAAGGGACCAAGGCUCCUCAAGCUGCAGGAAAGAUCCACACUGACUUCGAGAAGGGCUUCAUCAUGGCAGAAGUGAUGAAGUACAAUGACUUCAAAGAGGAGGGCAGUGAAAGUGCAGUGAAGGCUGCUGGAAAAUACAGGCAACAGGGCAGGAACUACGUGGUGGAGGACGGGGACAUUAUCUUUUUCAAAUUCAACACACCCAACGCACCUAAGAAGAAACCAUGAGACCACUUGAUCACCAGGGGGAGAACUCAGAAUACUGUUUAGCUGGUCCCCUUAGAGCUGCGCUGUCUGCUGGUUUUCAUUCUUCUCUUAUGAAUUCAGAGGAUCAAGUCAUGGCCUGGUUGGUCAGAGGUAUUCUACACUCAGAGGUAUUCUAUUCCUAUCUGUAAUAUUUGGAGCAAAUUUUCACACUGUACCAGCCAAACAUCUCUGAAAACACUUUAUUAAAGCUUUCAUGAUCUCAAUGAAGAACAGGUAUAGCUGAACUGAGAAAUAUAGUAUUUUUGAUAGAGCAUGAGCUGCACAUUGUUUUCUUAUUGAUGCUGGCCCUGUCCUGUUUUAAUAUGCAUCAAGUGAUAAGAGCUUGUCCUCUUUUUCUAGAUGCUUUAUGAUCAUUUACACCACAAUGCUGAGACAGUUUAUUUUGUUGUUAAUGUAUCUUUAAGACGGUAAUUCCUCUGUAUAAUAACAGCUUACCUUUCUGUCAUUAAUUGACUGUUAAUCGUCAUGUUAACUGCUGAUAAAUUGGCGAACUCUCAUCAUAACAACAUGUGCUCCUCUGAGAGUCCAAUUUCUCGAGUUGGAAAGUCGUUCUUCUGACUUCGGUGUGUUCAUGUGCUUUAAGUCAUGAUGUAAAAGCAACAUGGACGCUGUAUUUUAUUGCUCAAAGCAUUUAAACAACACAUUUAUGACAGUUUAAAGCUCUAUAUCACAAAGUGAUUUUGUCUCAUGCUUGUUGCUGCACCAGUACAUCCUCUAAAACUACUUAAAUAUUCCUUCUCCUGAUUAAUGCUAAUAAAAAACAUUUCUAAAUAAUCUAGCUCACUCUACGUGGACUGCAACUAAUGGUUACAACCUAAUACCAUAUUACAAAUUACAUGCGAGCAAAAAAGUGACACGUAAAUUUAUAAUUACUAUCAAUUGAACAUAUACUUUCGUCCGCCAUGUUUCUGCAUAUAUGACGUCAACUCUUGCCCUAAAUCUUUCCGAGUUGUUCUGACUUUGGGAGGUGUUCAUGUGAAUUUUCUCAGUCAGGAACUAAUUUUUCUGAUUAUUUUGAUACCACAUGAACACAGGGUGAAUUGGUGCUUUAAUACAGCCAGGUGUGUUCAAUCUGUGAAUCAGCUCCUAUAUGAUAAAAACUUGGUAAACAGUGCCACCAUGAGUGAUAGUAAUAUACAGCAUGUGUUGUUUGCUGCAGGUGCCUAAUCAGCAUUUAUUAAAAAAGGAAAAUAUGAGUAAGUUUAAGUCUUUGUCCCUAAAAUUACAAACUAGUUUCUCAGUUUAUUUAUGCCUUUUGCUCAGUUAAACAUUCCUGGAUGUGUGCUAAUUACAGUUAAGUCAUAAUACGUAAUAUGAUUAAGCUAAAAUAUGCAGUGUCUAUCAAAGUUUGACUGGUGCUGUGUUUACUGUUAAGAGAAAAUGAAAUCCAUCACUCAGUGUUGCGCUUUGGGUCGGUACUGUGCCGUAUUCUGAGAAAGAAGACUAUUAUUUUAAAGAGAGCAGGAAUCCCUGACAGUGCAGGAUGACUCACCUGAGUGGAGAUCGUUGUUGUACAUGCUGCUUUUAUGGACUUUGCUUUGGGCUAGUGAAAAGAAAAAAACAAGACGACAUUUACAUUAUGAACCCCGUGUUACGAGACAAUGCUUCAUUGUAAAUCAGCUACAAGAAUGCUCUGUGGAUCAUCUGGAUUGUACAGCUUCAUCAUUUCUCUUGUUUCAUCUCACUGCCUCCACAGUGUGAAUGUCUUUAUUUUCAAAAGCACCCAACAAUCCCGUCAUUACACAUACUGUGGAAGAUAGAAAAUCCAGUCACCCCGAGGGUGCCGGGAUGUAAUAUAUGUCAUCCUCAUCAAUAUGCAUGUGUCAAUAAAAGGAGACAAACCUGUCAA